AUGGCGACUAUCGAGGAAGAACCGAGUUAUGGCGGCAAGUCUAUUGAAGAAAUAUGGAACGAUUACAACAAUAUGAAACUGGAUUUUGAAGAAUCCCAGUUGUUGAUUCGCGAACUCGAUGAACAAAUUUAUGAAAAGGACCAACAGGUGGAAAGCAUGAUACGAAAGCAAGACGAUAUGCGAGACGAAAUAGAAGAAAUGGAGGAAGAAUUAGCACACAAGGACUUGGAACUCCAGUCAAGCCGGAAACGGGAGAAUGAGGCUAUUCGCAAGAUGAACAAGUAUCGAUCGAAACUGAAGAACUUGAAUGAGGAAGUAACCGAUGAUGAAGUGGAACUUUUUGAUGAGGCAGAAGUUCGCUCACCUCCACCUCCGUCGCCGAGAGAAGAUACCAAGGACGAUAGUGACGACGAAAAUGAGAACUGGAGGUUGCGCCAUGAAUUGAACGAGGCGUUGAUAGUUAUAGAAUCACAGGAACAAGAGCUGGAUGAAAAGAGCCAUCUCAUUCAGAAUUUGAGACAGCAGCAACAGCCUCAAGAUGAUGGUGAUGGAACGACACAGCAGCUGCGGGAUGAUUUGAGUGAAUGCAAACGUUUGAUUGCGGAUCAAGACCAAGAACUCGCUGACCGGGAAGAUGAAAUCGAAUUGCUUGAAGAGAAGCUGGCACAGGCAAUCGCAACCACAAAGGAGGGUGAUAUUGGUUCCAACGAUAAUGUAGCUUCGAUGAAAGAAAGGCUCAGCACUGCCAAAUCGCAGUUGGAGCGAAUGUCACAACGAUCGACCGCCAGGCGGCAGAAAACGGAAAGAAGACCCACAGAAAUAACAUCAUCAGAUCACCAAGGUUCACAAAGUUCACUGUCCUCCAACUCCUCGGAUGGAUCGAAAAUCUCAACUCGCCAAUACGAGCGAUUGAAGGAGCAAGUGUACGACGCCCUCAAGAUCAUCGAGGAUCAAGAACUGGAUCUAGAGUCGAGGGAUGUAAAGAUCCAAGAACUGCAACGGCAGUUGGCGGAUGGUGAUGACGCAGAGAAUCGAUUGACAGCUGAAGAUGGUCGAGAAGGCCAGCCGUCUUUGCAAGAUUACGAGCAACGAUUACAAGAGCGGGAUCUUUCCAUUGAGAUAUUGGAAGGCUCGCUUGAAGAUAUGAAUACAGAAUUAGAAGAUGCCCGCAAGGCAAUCCUAUUCGAGCAAAGAAAAGGCCUAAAGCGAAGCAAUGAUCUGCAGCAGAAAAUUGACGAGAAAGAUGGUGUCAUUCAGACUAUGAUUAAAACAGUUGAGACUCUUCAGAAAGAUAAUAACAAUUUGAAAGCUGAAAAAGCCAAAGCUAAGGCUGAACAUGGAGGAAGACGAUCUAGUAUGGCUAUGAGUACAAAAGGCAGGUUUUCGAUUGCUCCGACGACAGCUGGUUUCUUCCAACGGAUAGCUCGUGGUGGAGGCAAAGACGAUCUGCAAGAGCUGGACAAGAAUGCAGAACAAGUCGACGUCUUGGAAGACCAACUGGCAGUGAAGACGGAUCAAAUUACAUCCAUGGAGGCAGAAUUUUCAUCAUUGAAGAAGCAGCUGGAAGCAGCCCAGGCCAAGAACCGACGCUACAAAAUGCAUGCCCAAAAGCUUGCUGAGGGAGAUGAAGCGAAGCACGAUGGUAACAGCAGCUCAGAACUUUGGACAAUGCAAGAAGAUUAUGACGCACUCCUGGAAGAACUUGACGAAAAGCAAGAAAUCGUUGUCGACUUGGAGGCGAAGCUUGCUGCUGCGAAAGAACAAGAAUCACAAAUGGAAUCAGUGCAGCAAGAAUAUAAAAUGGAGCAGCAAGUCCUUGAGGAACGUCUCAAUCACACGCGAGAUAUUGCGAAUGGUCUAAAAGACGAAUUACAAGAGUCAAGAAAGAAACUUGAAUUGAGAGAACAAGAUGCGGCGGAACUGAACGAAAAACUUCUCACCACGCAAAUGGAGUUAGAAGCCGCCAAUGAAGAAAUUCAGUCCAAUGAAGAAAAUAUUUCUAAAAUGAAAGGUGAAUUGUGGAACAAAAUUGACCGCAGCCCUUCUCUUUCGGUAUCGAAACAGGAAAGUGAUUCGGUGGAGAAGCCAGAAGUUGACCAAGAAGACAAUUCGGAUGACACCACUUUCAAAGCAAUUGCUAACUCUGCAAGUCCUGAUAGACCAUCAUGGAAUCUUCGAGAUCCAUCAUAUGCGCAGGAACCAUCCCAUGCUUCACCUGAUACGGCUUCCUCGGCAUCCAUCGCAGAAGCAUUCAAAAAUGCCGAAGAGUCAUUUGAGAUUGAGUCAGCUGCCCUACAGGCCUUUGCAACUGAGGUAUCCGAGAAAUCACAAGUGAAGAAAAUAAAAGAAUUACAAAGGGAGCUUAAGGGAGCAAAAAGAAAAAUUGAGGAUUUACGAGCGUAUUCUACAGCCCUCGACGAUGAACUGCUGGCAAAGGACGGUGUCAUCAAAGAGCUGCAGACUUCCGAUCUUGCAAUGGGCAAUUACAUUUCGUCGCUUGAAGACAAGGAGCAAGAGAGUCAACAAAAAUUGACAGAGUUGAAGAUAAGCAUCACGAAGCUACAGGCAGAAUUGGACAAAGACCAUGUCGAACAGCAGUUGGGUGGAAUGACAACGGAACCUGUUGCAUCUAUCAAAAUGCAAUCUAAACUGAAAAAAGCCGAGAAUGCACUUGAAGAGGCAACAAACAGCAAUAUCGACUUGGAGGACAAACUUACAGCAAGUGAGAAUACUAUAUCCGAGCUCAACGGUAUGGUAGAUCAAUUAAAACACGAAAUGGGAGGUUCGACUCUAGAAAGAACGGGUGCUCUAGAAGAGACAGCUGUGUUGAAGUCUGAAGUGACAUCCCUCAAAAAAGACUUAUCAAAGGAGACAGCAAAGGUGGAGGAUCUUCAAGGCACGGUCGAGGACCUGCACAAACAACUGUUAGAUGCAGUAUCUGCCAAAGAAGCUGUGAUGGCAAGCAAACUUGCAGAUCGGGAGGAUACCAUAACUGAGCUCAAGAAAAAGGUGGAUCAAUUAGAAGGUGACUUGGCCGAGGCAGCAGAAGCAACAAAAGCUGCUUUGAACAAGUCAGCAGCUGUAAAAUCUGAAUGGCAAAUAGUUCAGGAACGAAAAGAUGCUCUCAAGCGGGAGCUGGACAACCCCCCCUUAGCGUCAACUUAUGGCAAUAUGCCCGAAUUGCUACUGCAGCUACAGGAGGCCCAGGCCGCAAUAGAAGAGACGAAAAACGAAAAUAAAGCCUUGAAGGCCAGGCUAGCCGCUAGAGAAGAUACAGUUGUUGAACUGAAAGACAUGCUUGAUCAAUUGGAAGAUGAUUUGGCAGAUGCCACACAGGAUACGAAUGCAGGUGAAAUUGAGAAGAUUAAAAAGACAAGAGGGAUUAGCCCACUACAGGACAAAAAAGAACAAAGGACGUUUACCAACAAAAUGGGCAGUGAAUCACACUUAAAAGCUGCAAGGAAUGAUUUGGAGGAAGCAAAUAAGGACAGACUCGAAGAAGCGAAGAUGGAGUCCAGCAGUGCCAAUGAAACCGAAUUGCUGCUGCAACAAUCCAAGUUGGAUCUCAAAGAGGCUGCAAAUCAAAAGGCCAAACUUGAGAACAAGCUUUCAGCAAGCGAGGACGCGAUCGAAGAGCUGAAGGAUAUGGUGGACCGCCUGGAGGAGGAUCUGGCGGAUGCUUCGGAGGCCCGAUCAGCUGCGCUGGAGGAGACUUCUGCAUUGAAGGCUGAUUUGGAGAAGGCCCAGGAAGAGAAGGAGGUUACAAAGCAAAUGCUUGAGGAAGCGAAGAUGGAGUCCAGCAGU
Molecule: messenger RNA, 3804 nt
Organism: Cylindrotheca closterium
Lineage: Eukaryota; Bacillariophyta; Bacillariophyceae; Bacillariales; Bacillariaceae
Source: the annotation of a GenBank genome assembly